AGGUGCGCAUCUUCGCAUCUUGGCAUCUCCGCCGCGUCGCCCAAACCAAAAACUCGAAAAAGCCGAGACGAAAACGAGUUACAGUCACUGGAUAAGUCGCAGCCACGGUCACUGGAUUGAGGCGCAGUCACUGCCGUCACCGUUGAGAUCCCGCUGACAGGUUGCGGAACCCGUUUUACUGGAGCGUCGCCAGCGGAUCGGAUCGGCAGAUGCAACCGCCGUAAAAAAUAAAGUGCGUGCAAUAGUUAAAAAUAAAUACAAAAAAGGAAUCACAGCUGCGAAAGACCCAGUCAAAAACAUAAAAAACCAACCUCAACUUUCGAAAAAAAAUUCAAAAACUCACUAUAACAUUUUAAAUUUUGAACCUUAUAAACAAACUGUCUAUCAAUAUCAACAAAAACUGGCGUUUAUUUAAAAACUAUAAUCAGUGUACUCAAGAAAAUUAUAUUUUUCAAAAUAUUAACCAAUACCCACAAACCAUAAAAGAAACAUAUCCCAAAUCAGUUAGUAAACUCGCUAACCAAACAUUUAAGACCCGCUGUCAUCUUUGACUAAAGACUGAAGAGCCGCGUACAUUUGUAAAUCUGUUUGCGGCAAACACUUGAAGCCAAUUUGGUUUGCUGGCUCUGAGUGUGUUUUUUUCACAUUUUUGAAACCGGCCGCCAAAGAGUCAAACGGAGUCAAUAAAAAUGAAGUAAAAACGGAUGAAAAAGAGCAAAGUCACACAAAACAAACAAAACAUUUUCCGGCUCCGGCGACAUUAACAGAACUGCUCGACAUCGACAAUUUGUUUUAUCAAUUUUCAACAAGGCCAGCAGCAACAACAAUAGCGCAACACCCAACAAGCCAGCAAACAACAAAAGCGCCCAGAGUGCUUAGCCGUCGAGCACGCACGCCAAAGCCACCCAGCCACCCACCACCCAACCACCCACGCGAACCUCCCUUAACCACCCACCACCCCCACAACCUUGGGCACCCGCACCCAACCCCUUUCCGAGGGCUCCGCCAGCAUCCGCAUUCGCAUCCACAUCCGCAUCCUCGAUAGCCAAAAAAAGAAAAUAAGGAAAAUAAUAAACAACAACGGACGCCCCACAGUGAAGCCAGGCACAGUGAACCCGCUUGUCGCCGCGUUUUAAGCCAACUCAGCCAGCGAGACAAUGGCUGCAUAUGCGCAGUUUGGAUACGCUGGCUACCCGACGGCAAAUCAGCUGACUACCGCCAAUACCGACAGCCAGAGCGGCCAUGGCGGAGGAUCGCCGCUGUCCGGCACGAAUGAGGCUUCCCUGAGUCCCUCGGGCGGUUCAACGGCCACAGGGAUGACCGCCGGUCCGCUGAGUCCAGGUGCAGUUUCCCAGUCAUCUCACCAUGCGGGCCACAAGGGCCUCUCCACAUCGCCGACGGAGGAUGUUGUGGGUGGAGCCGAUGGCCCCGGAGGCAUUUCAUCCGCUGCCCAAGACCUGCCCGCCCGGGGAUCCUGCUGCGAGAACGGACGACCCAUCAUCACGGAUCCCGUGUCCGGCCAGACGGUGUGCUCCUGCCAGUACGAUCCCGCCAGACUGGCCAUCGGUGGCUACUCCCGGAUGGCCCUGCCCUCCGGCGGAGUGGGCGUCUACGGCGGUCCCUAUCCCUCCAACGAGCAGAACCCCUACCCCAGCAUCGGAGUGGACAACUCGGCCUUCUACGCACCGCUGAGCAAUCCCUACGGCAUCAAGGACACCAGUCCCAGCACCGAGAUGAGCGCCUGGACAUCGGCGAGUCUGCAGUCCACCACCGGGUACUACUCCUACGACCCCACGCUGGCGGCCUACGGAUACGGACCCAACUAUGAUCUCGCCGCCAGAAGAAAGAACGCCACGCGGGAGUCCACGGCCACUCUGAAGGCCUGGCUGAGUGAGCACAAGAAGAAUCCGUAUCCGACGAAGGGGGAGAAGAUCAUGUUGGCCAUCAUCACCAAGAUGACCCUCACCCAGGUGUCCACCUGGUUCGCCAAUGCGCGGCGCAGGCUGAAAAAGGAGAACAAGAUGACCUGGGAGCCCAAGAAUAAGACCGAGGACGAUGACGAUGGCAUGAUGUCGGACGACGAGAAGGAAAAGGACUCUGGGGACGGUGGAAAACUCUCAACCGAAGCCUUUGAUCCCGGCAAUCAACUUAUCAAAUCCGAGCUGGGAAAGGCGGAGAAGGAGGUGGACAGUGACCAGAAGCUGGAUCUCGACCGGGAGCCGCACAAUCUGGUGGCGAUGCGCGGACUGGCGCCCUAUGCCACGCCCCCCGGCGCCCAUCCCAUGCACGCGGCCUACAGCUCGUAUGCGCAAUCCCACAACACGCAUACGCACCCGCAUCCCCAGCUGCAGCACCACCAGCAGAGCCAGCAGCUGCAGCACCACCAGCAGAUGGACCAGCCCUACUACGGCUACGGCCAGGAGGAGUCCGUUUCCUCGGGGGACUUUGCGGCCCAAAAAAACCCGCUGAGCAGAGACUGUGGCAUCCCAGUUCCGGCGAGCAAGCCCAAGAUCUGGAGCGUGGCCGACACAGCCGCCUGCAAGACACCGCCGCCCACCGCGGCGUACCUCGGCCAGAACUUCUACCCCCCGUCCGCCUCGGCGGAGCAGCUGCACCACCACCAUCCGCAGCCGCAGCCGCAGCCGCAGCAGCAGCAGCAGCAUCCCAAUCCACAUCACCCACAUCCCCAUCCGCACCACUCGAUGGAGCUCGGUUCGCCGCUGAGUAUGAUGAGCAGCUACGCCGGCGGAUCGCCAUAUUCGCGGAUACCUACGGCGUACACCGAGGCCAUGGGCAUGCACCUGCCCAGCAGCAGUUCCUCCUCCGGCAAGGUGCCGCACCCCACCAGCACCACCCACGGCCACCACCCCACCCUCAAUCAUAUCCACCCGGCGCCGCAGCGGGUGGGGUUUCCCGAGAUCCAGCCCGAUACGCCGCCCCAAACGCCGCCCACUAUGAAGCUCAACAGCAGCGGGAGCAGCAGCAGCGGGAGCGGGAGCAGCCACAGUUCCUCGAUGCAUUCCGCUCCGGUGACGGUGGCUUCCAUGGUCAACAUUUUGUACAGUAACGAGGGCUAUGGCCAUAACCAGGGCCAUGGUCACGGGAAUGGGCUGGGACACGGACUGGGGUCCACUUGCCACAUGGGUGGCGCCACCUACCUGACGGAGGGCCGUUCCGGGUCGUAAGUCGACCUUGAACCAGUUACCAGUUACCAGAAGCAGAACCAGACCAGUACCAGUUACCGUUACCAGAUACCAAAUAGAAACUACUUACACAUUUCGACGGCGGGACAAGUGCAAGUUUAGGAUUACGAUUGCGAGAACGAGUGCGACUACGAUUACGAUUACCAGAUAGCGAUAACUACACUAAUUAUUUUGCAAUAAAUGUAGCCUAAGUACGGCAAUAAAACUUUAUUUCCUACCAUAUCAUAAA
This is a messenger RNA of Drosophila subpulchrella, 3432 nucleotides long. Its product is annotated as homeobox protein caupolican. Gene Ontology annotation, molecular function: DNA-binding transcription factor activity, RNA polymerase II-specific; RNA polymerase II cis-regulatory region sequence-specific DNA binding. Gene Ontology annotation, biological process: cell development; neuron differentiation; regulation of transcription by RNA polymerase II. Bases 1158 to 3185 code for a protein of 675 amino acids. Gene Ontology annotation, cellular component: nucleus. The record is from RefSeq and is a predicted model, not a curated record. The transcript is spliced from 5 exons. Lineage: Eukaryota; Metazoa; Arthropoda; Insecta; Diptera; Drosophilidae.